AUGGACUUCAUGGGGAACGGCAGUUUGGCUCGCAUCGUCAGUCCCGACGUGGAAUUCCCCGAGACCCACAUCGCCUACGUGUGUCGCAGCGUGCUGGACGCGCUGGCCUAUCUUCACAACAACCAGCAAAUCCACCGCGACAUCAAGAGCGACAACAUCCUGAUGAACGGCGAGGGCGAGGUGAAACUGGCGGAUUUCGGGUUUGCGGUGCUGCUGAAGUCGAAGGACCAAGUGCGGAAAUCGGUGAUCGGCACGCCGUUCUGGAUGGCUCCCGAGCUGAUUCGCGGCGAUGGCUACACGGACAAGGUGGACGUGUGGUCGCUGGGCAUCACGGCGCUGGAGAUGGCGAACGGCGAGCCGCCGCAUUAUCACAAGAAGCCACUGAAGGCGCUGCUGCUGAUCACGACGAGCCCGUCGCCGACGGUGGCGAACCCGGAGAAGUGGAGCGAUUCGUUCCAGGAUUUCUUGGCGCACGCGCUGGCGGUGGACCCGAAUGAGCGGUGGAGCGCGGCGCAGCUGCUGGAGCAUCCGUUCUUGGAGAAUACGUGUUCGGCGGAGGAGUUUAUUAGCUUUGCGAACGAGGUGCUGGCGAAGAAGAAGAAGGAGAAGAAGUAG
This is a messenger RNA of Blastocystis hominis, 615 nucleotides long. RefSeq lists its product as hypothetical. Gene Ontology annotation, molecular function: ATP binding; protein serine/threonine kinase activity. The transcript has 4 exons. The coding region runs from base 1 to 615 and encodes 204 amino acids. Gene Ontology annotation, biological process: protein phosphorylation; regulation of MAPK cascade; intracellular signal transduction. Gene Ontology annotation, cellular component: cytoplasm. The record is from RefSeq and is a predicted model, not a curated record. NCBI's taxonomy places the organism in Eukaryota, Bigyra, Opalinata, Blastocystidae.